AUGACUGACAUCUCUGGAAGUGCUCCUGAAGGCCUGACACCACACUCACCAAAAACAAUAUAUUCCACGCUCGAACGAAGCACAUUGAGAUUUGUCAUCACUACAUCCACGACACUGUUGAGAAAGGCCAAACCAUUGUCCUAUACUGCCCCACUGAUGAAAUGCCGGCCAAUUUGAUGACGAAGGUGUUGCCCAGAGUGAAAUUAUCAAAGUUCACUGGGAUGCUGGGAGUGCGCUAGGCUCAAGGGGAGUGUUGUCGCAUGUCUGUCCCAGUUAAUAAGGUUUGAGCCU
Serpula lacrymans var. lacrymans S7.9 is the source of this 291-nucleotide messenger RNA. RefSeq lists its product as uncharacterized. NCBI's taxonomy places the organism in Eukaryota, Fungi, Basidiomycota, Agaricomycetes, Boletales, Serpulaceae. The coding region runs from base 1 to 177 and encodes 58 amino acids. The transcript is spliced from 2 exons. The record is from RefSeq and is a predicted model, not a curated record.